GCUGGUGAUUUUCAGUUCCAGCUGGUGUCGAGGUCCCAGUUCAUCUCUGCCCUUAACCACAGGACAAACGUUUCUGGAGCCUCUCCGAGGAGCAAGAAAGCGAAUCGGGGGUAGAGGAGGCGGGCCACACGCUAGGUGGUGGGUGCAGUCCCUCCUCCAGCUCCUCCUCCUCCAGCAGCAGUGCGGGACCCGGGCGCCGGCGCAGGGACCAGGGAAAUGAAGCCGCGCUGUGUGCGUAAGAUCCAGGAAACGAAACCCGGGGCCGCGGCUGUCGGCGCGAAGGUUACUCCCAGACUCGCUUCCUGCUGACUUUGGAGCAGGUUGCGCAGCAGCUGUGCCCGGCAGUCUGGAGGCGCGGGAGAGGAAGCCACAGCCUGGACCCUGCUCUCUGGACCUCGGCUCGCUCGGGAGCGGAAACAGCGGCAGCCACAGAACUGUUUAAAUCAUGGACAAACAACACACACAGAUGAAUGAUUCUCACCCAGAAACAAACAUGCCAGUUGGGUAUCCGCCUCAGUAUCCACCAACAGCAUUCCAAGGACCUCCAGGAUAUGCUGGCUACCCUGGGCCCCAGGUCGGCUACCCACCCCCACCAGCUGGCUAUCCAGGUCCUGGGCCAGCUGGCUUUCCUGUUCCAAAUCAGCCAGUAUAUAAUCAGCCAGGUGGAGCUGCAGGGGUACCAUGGAUGCCAGCACCACCAACUCCAUUAAACUGCCCACCUGGAUUAGAAUAUUUAAGUCAGAUAGAUCAGAUACUGAUUCAUCAACAAAUUGAACUUCUGGAAGUUUUAAUAGGUUUUGAAACUAACAACAAAUAUGAAAUUAAGAACAGCUUUGGACAGAGGGUUUACUUUGCAGCGGAAGAUACUGAUUGCUGUACCCGAAAUUGCUGUGGGCCAUCUAGGCCUUUUACCUUGAGGAUUAUUGAUAAUAUGGGUCGAGAAGUCAUGACUCUGGAGAGACCACUAAGAUGCAGCAGCUGUUGUUGUCCCUGCUGCCUUCAGGAGAUAGAAAUCCAAGCUCCUCCUGGUGUACCAGUAGGUUAUGUUACUCAGACCUGGCACCCAUGUCUACCAAAGUUUACAAUUCAAAAUGAGAAAAGAGAGGAUGUACUAAAACUAAGUGGUCCAUGUGUUGUGUGCAGCUGUUGUGGAGAUGUUGAUUUUGAGAUUAAAUCUCUUGAUGAACAAAAUGUAGUUGGCAAAAUUUCUAAGCACUGGACUGGAAUUUUGAGAGAGGCAUUUACAGACGCUGAUAACUUUGGGAUCCAAUUCCCUUUAGACCUUGAUGUUAAAAUGAAAGCUGUAAUGAUUGGUGCCUGUUUCCUCAUUGACUUCAUGUUUUUUGAAAGCAGUGGCAACCAAGAACAAAGAUCAGGAGUGUGGUAGUGGAUUAGUGAAAGUCUCCUCAGAAAAUCUGAAGUCUGUAUAUUGAUUGGGACUAUCUAAACUCAUACCUACGUAAAUUAAGCUGUAAUGCCUGUAGCUCUGGUUGUGUACUUUUGCUUUGCAAAUUAAUAGAGUUUAUCUUCUGUAUAACUGAUUUAUAAAGGUUUUUAUGCAUUUUUUAAUACUCACUGUGAAUUUGAGAAAUAGGACAUAGGAGUUUUUACAAUUAUUAAUGAAACUUCCUAUGAAAAACUGCUUUGAAUCAUGAUCUCUGAUUGUUUUACUACCAAAUAUUAAUUAAUGCCUUAAUUUUAAUAUAAAUUAUAUUUUAUUCUAUUAAAUCUAGUUACAGUUUAUUUCAUGCCUAACUGAUAAUGUUAUUUUACAAAUGCCAUAUAUUCAAAAAAUUUCAAACAUAAUUUAUAUUAUGUUCAAAUAAUAUUCAUUAUGCAUAUUAUCUUUAAAAAGUUAAAUGUAUUUAUUUUUUUAAUCUUCAGGGAAUCAUGCUACACUUAUCUUCCCCUGGAAGCUAAUCUGUACCAUAAAUAAUAUGGUAUUCAUAUUCACAAGAUAUUACCAAUUUUUAUAUUAUUGUUAUUAAAGAAAACAUGAUUCUCUCCCAAAGAAAGACAUGUUUUAAACACUCCUUCACUGUAAAACUCUGGUAUUAUUAAAACUUUUGAAAGUUAACAUUUAAACAUGGAAUUUUUAGCUUUUAUACUCUAUCCUUCCUAAAAAAGGGUAAUUGAAAUUAUUCAGAUGUUAAAUAUAACAUAUGUAUUCACAGAGCAUAAACCUAAAUAAUGAUCUUUUAGAUUAUUUAUAUCAAUAAUCAAAUAUUUUUUUUAAAAACUUGGUUUUU
This is a messenger RNA of Saimiri boliviensis boliviensis (Bolivian squirrel monkey), 2249 nucleotides long. Its product is annotated as phospholipid scramblase 1. Lineage: Eukaryota; Metazoa; Chordata; Mammalia; Primates; Cebidae. Gene Ontology annotation, cellular component: plasma membrane. Gene Ontology annotation, molecular function: phospholipid scramblase activity. The record is from RefSeq and is a predicted model, not a curated record. Gene Ontology annotation, biological process: plasma membrane phospholipid scrambling.